AUGGCUUCUACGACUUCGCCUCCUCCGUCGCAGGCGGCUCCCUCCUCGAACCUCGCGGUUUUGCCUCCUAUAAUCACAGACUCCCCAGUUAAACGGCCGGGCCGUCAGCGAUCCUCGUCGUACGCGAAAGAUCGUCUCUCCACACUCUCUAAUGUUUCCCUAGCCUCUCAGAAUCGGUCACGGCCGGGGUCGCAUGUCUUCCCUGUGUUCCACUCCAGCCUGCCGUAUGCGCUCGUCCGCGAUUUUGCGUAUCCUGACAUCCAUCCUCUCCAUUAUGGCCCGCUGCCCCCGCGUGCGUCGGGGGUGUCGACUCCGGCAAGUGAGCAGCGGCGUCUAUCCGACCCGCCAGCGCCGUGGGACAGCUCGCGAGGCCAAUGGUCCAUGGGACCGUGGACCACGGACCACAGCUACGGGCACCAGCAGCUGCCCGCCAUGUCGUUCGGUGACGGACCGCCGUACAGCGAGGACGAAGACCUGCACAGCCCGGUGUUUUCCGCCCCUCGUCACCGGAAGAACAAGUCCACCGGCACGGAUGUCAAUGGACGGAAAGCCAGGGGCACCGGUAGCCGCGAGCAUCCCAGCGCGGGUGACGGGGGAGAUAUCGACCGGGGCACCCUGAUCAGCAUGAAUGCGGAUGGCAGCGAGACCUACUAUGUCAACGAUGACGAUAGUAUGGAAGACGGGCCAGGCGGCGAGUACGUCACGUACCCGGCAGACGAGAGCCGGUAUUCACACGUAGGGCCGUACGGCGACUACCAGGGCUAUGGGAACGAGGCGGACUUCGACUCGGAAGACGACUACGCGGGCACCAAUCGGUACUCGCGGGACUUCCAGUUCGCCGUGGGAUGCCCGGACGAAGAGAUGCACGGGAAGGCGGUUGCGUUGUUCGACUUCACGAGAGAGCACGAGAACGAGCUCCCUCUGACGGAGGGACAGGUGAUUUUCGUCUCGUACCGGCACGGACAGGGAUGGCUGGUCGCGGAGGACCCGCGGACUGGCGAGAGCGGGCUGGUGCCGGAGGAGUUCGUCCGGCUACUUCGCGACAUCGAGGGCGGAUUGACGUCGUUGAACGGCGAGCCCGACGCUGACGAUGAGAACCACACCCACUUGAGCCCGGAGUCCACGGACUCGCAGCAGGCCAUCACACCCACGCAGGACGAGCAACUGCCCCUGGAGUCGACCUAUGUCGGUGUCGAGCCCGUCUCCAACGGGGAGAAGAAGAAGAAAGGGGACGAGCUCUCCAAGCCCAAGUCCAAGUCCAGCGGUGGCAACGCCCCCUCGAACACGUCACAUCGUCUGCCCGGGAAUCAGGGGAUCGACGCCCCGCAGGACCUGGCCGAGAAGAAGACCUCGAAGGGGGAGGAGAAGCCUUAA
Molecule: messenger RNA, 1374 nt
Organism: Aspergillus heteromorphus CBS 117.55
Lineage: Eukaryota; Fungi; Ascomycota; Eurotiomycetes; Eurotiales; Aspergillaceae
Product: adaptor protein NBP2
Exons: 1
Coding region: 1-1374 (457 amino acids)
Molecular function (GO): protein binding
Source: RefSeq, a predicted model, not a curated record